GGUGAUGAACUACUCCCCUGACCUGGACCGUGCUGUGAUUGACGAUGCCUUCAAGCGAGCAUUCAAAGUGUGGAGCGACGUGACCCCCCUCACCUUCACGCAGAUCUACAGCGGCGAGGCAGACAUCAUGAUCAUGUUCGGCAGCACAGAGCAUGGGGAUGGAUACCCCUUCGAUGGCAAGGAUGGCCUCUUGGCCCACGCCUUCCCCCCAGGCCGGGGGAUCCAGGGCGAUGCUCACUUCGAUGACGACGAAUUCUGGACGCUGGGAACUGGCUUAGUGGUGAAGACCCGCCACGGAAACGCCAAUGGGGCCAACUGCCACUUUCCCUUCGUCUUCGAGGGCCACUCCUACUCCCGGUGCAUCACGGAGGGGCGCACGGAUGGGCUGCCCUGGUGUGCCACCACCGCCAGCUAUGACCAGGACAAGAAAUACGGCUUCUCGGACGGGCGCUCCGUUGGCCCCCGCGGGUGUGCCACCACCGCCAACUUCGACCAGGACAAGAAAUACGGCUUCUGCCCCAACCGAGACACGGCGGUGAUCGGCGGCAACUCCCAGGGGGACCCGUGUGUCUUCCCCUUCACCUUCCUGGGGCAGUUCUACAGCACCUGCACCAGUCAGGGCCGGCAAGACGGCAAGCUCUGGUGUGCCACCACCAGCAACUACGACACUGACAAAAAGUGGGGCUUCUGCCCUGACAGAGGUUACAGCAUCUUCCUGGUGGCUGCCCACGAGUUUGGGCACUCGCUGGGGCUGGACCACUCCAGUGUGCGCGAGGCCCUGAUGUACCCCAUGUACAGCUACGUCCAGGACUUCCAGCUGGACCCAGAUGAUGUCCAGGGCAUCCAGUACCUCUAUGGUCGUGGCUCUGGCCCUGAGCCCACUGCCCCUGUACCCGCGCCCACCAAGGAGCCCCAGCCCAUGCCGACAGAGGCCGGCAGCACCUCCACCACUGAGGAGGACGAGGAGGAGGAGACACUGAAGCCCACGACCGAGCCCAUUCCCGUGGACCCCAGCUGGGACGCCUGUGCGGAGAAGAACUUCGAUGCUAUCACGGAGAUCAACGGGGAGCUGCAUUUCUUCAAGGACGGGAAAUACUGGACCCGCUUGUCCUUCUGGAAGUCAGGCAUCCAGGGUGCCUUCUCCAUCGCAGACACCUGGCCCGCCCUCCCGCCUGUCAUCGACGCCGCUUUCCAGGACGCGCUCACCAAGAGGGUCUUCUUCUUCGCCGGUCGGCAGUUCUGGGUGUUUUCUGGCAAGAGUGUGCUGGGCCCCCGGGGGAUCGAGAAGCUGGGCAUCGGGAAGGAAGCCAGCCGCAUCUCGGGGGCCCUGCAGCGGGGCCGCGGCAAAGUGCUGCUCUUCAGCGGGGAGAGCUACUGGAGGUUGGAUGUGAAGGUCCAGAGAGUGGACAAGGGCUACCCCCGCGCCAUCGACGACGUCUUCACCGGCGUCCCCCUCGACGCACGCAACGUCUUCCUC
Messenger RNA from Tauraco erythrolophus (red-crested turaco), 1477 nucleotides. The record is from RefSeq and is a predicted model, not a curated record. NCBI's taxonomy places the organism in Eukaryota, Metazoa, Chordata, Aves, Musophagiformes, Musophagidae.